This is a messenger RNA of Durusdinium trenchii, 1170 nucleotides long. The record is from the annotation of a GenBank genome assembly. NCBI's taxonomy places the organism in Eukaryota, Dinophyceae, Suessiales, Symbiodiniaceae.
GUUCUCACAAAAAACUAUUUCAUCCUAUCUCCUAGUUUCUCACUGCCAUGACGACCGAUGAGAAGGAGCUUCGCGAAGCGCGACUUCAACUCUUCAAGGCCGUCCAAAAGUCUCCCAAGCUCCUGGCAACAGGGCAGAGGGCCAAAGCCCCAACCGCGGCUCAGGAGUCCCUCCGGGCGAUCAACGCGGCGGCCACCAAGCUCCUGUCCGCCACGAACGCCAGCCUUAGCGACCUGACCGAGGCUUUGUCCCUCUUAGAGGACGCUCAGCUUUGGGUCCUUGAUCCUGGAUCUUCCAAGGCUCAGGAGGAUGUGCCGGCCCUGCGAGCUAAGCUGAAGCGAUUUCAGGCUUUGGUGGAGAACGCUCGGGAAGUGGAAGGCUUGAGCAAAAAAGAGAAGAAGGCCGAAGCCGACCGGCUACGGAUCGACCUGGCAGGCCAGCUGGUGGCACCACAGGACGACGAGCGUAGGGCCCUGGCCAACGACUUCCGAGAGGUCUGCGAUUUGCUGGACCGCCGAAUCACCCGGGCAAGGAACCGUCGGAGAUCCUCCAGCAGUCAGGAGGACGAUGGCCACAGCAGUGUGUUGGGAUGGAUAACGAACUUGUGGCCGCUGCACCGCAAGGAGCCUCAAGUGCAGCAAGUUCAGGUGGACGUGCGCGCACCACUCCAAGAAUGGAGCGCCACCGAAUCCUUCCAAGCUCGUCCGAUCCCUCGCUUGGAUGCGGCCUCGCUGAACCGGCUCACCGCGGACGCACGGAUGCUGUCGGAAGCCACCGAGCGGGUGGCUUCCAUGGUCCAACAGCAAGACGAAUCCUUGGAUGCAGUAGAAGACGAUGUGCACCAGACGGUGGAGGAGACGAGGGAGGUGGUCGGUACGUUGGCCGAGGUUGCUCUAGGCAAAUCUCGUUCCAGGGUCUCCAAGGCCACCAUUGCUGUGGGCGCCUCCAGUGCAGUGAUGGGGAUGGUGCUGGGCGCCCCUUUACUGGGCACCCUGGCACUGGCCAGUGGCACCGCCACCGUCACAGCUUUGGCUGGAAAUGCCAUCCAUGGCCGCUACCGACGAAAGGUGCAGGAAGUGGCCAGCAGCAGCCAAUGAGGGAGCUUUGGUCAGGUCCGAGCAUCACAGUGAUAGCUGUUUUUUUUAAUGAGACACUUUAGGCCCAGGCUGU